AUGUCACUGAGUAAAAAGCACUUAGAGAUUCCUUAUUUGAUCAAUGUCUUACUUCAUUUCAAUUUUGAAACAGCUCGCCUGUUUGAACAAAUCAGUCACCACUGUGGUCAGGCGAUGAUAGGCGUUCUUCGGAACCCAUCGACGUACCAAGUCA
Entamoeba invadens IP1 is the source of this 154-nucleotide messenger RNA. RefSeq lists its product as hypothetical. NCBI's taxonomy places the organism in Eukaryota, Evosea, Mastigamoebida, Endamoebidae. The transcript has a single exon. The annotation marks the transcript as partial. The record is from RefSeq and is a predicted model, not a curated record.